AGUAAGCUUGAUGUAAUGAUCAUUCGUUUAAGACGUAUGAAACGUACUGAACUGUGGUAUGGUGUUUGUUUGAGUGUAUACUUUAAACGGGAAAUAAACAUCAGGCGUUAAUCAUGACUGCAUCCGCUUUUCUACACGAUCCAACGCAUCAAAAAAACAUAGGAGAAUUAUCUCAAUUGGACCCACCGAGACAAAGAAGAGAUUAUGAGUGGCAAAUUGUAUGGCGGAAUGUUUUGGCCUUCGUCUAUCUGCAUAUGGCAACUUUGUAUGGAAUAUACCUGAUAUUAAUCGGCAAAACAAAAAUUCUCACAUUAAUAUUUGCUGUGACUAUCUCGGCGAUGUCAGCCAUGGGUGUGACAGCAGGCGCACAUCGUCUUUGGGCUCAUCGGGCGUACAAAGCUCGAUGGCCUCUCAGAAUCUUCCUUGCUGUCAUGCAGACCAUGGCUUUCCAGAAUCAUAUAUACGAAUGGGUUCGAGAUCAUAGAGUUCAUCAUAAAUUCACUGAAACCGAUGCCGAUCCUCAUAACGCUAAAAGAGGUUUCUUCUUUUCCCAUAUGGGCUGGCUCAUGGUACGAAAACAUAAAGCAGUCUUCGAGAAAGGAGCAUCUGUUGAUAUGUCAGACUUAGAAAAAGACCCCAUUGUAAUGUUUCAGAAAAAGACAUAUUUAGUGCUAAUGCCUUUACUCUGCUUCGUUGUGCCCGCGUGGUUACCAGUAGUUUUGUGGAACGAAAAUCCUUGGGUGUCGUGGUACGUGGCUUCCAUGCUACGCUAUACUAUAUCUCUGCAUUUUACCUGGCUCGUCAACUCCGCAGCCCAUAUUUGGGGAAAUCGACCAUACGACCAAUAUAUAGGUGCCACCGAUAACAAAGCUGUUGCAAUUUGUGCUUUUGGUGAGGGUUGGCACAACUAUCAUCAUGUCUUCCCUUGGGAUUACAAGGCUGCUGAGCUUGGAAACUAUAGUACAAACUUGUCCACAGCUCUCAUAGACUUUGCCGCUAAGUAUGGUUUAGCGUAUGAUCUUAAGACUGUGUCUAUUGAGAUGAUACGCAAGCGAGUUUCAAGGACAGGAGAUGGAUCGCAUCCCCUGAGCAGUAAGAAAGAGUCGUUAAACCAACAUGACCAUCACCACCCUGAGAAUCCAGUGUGGGGUUGGGGUGACGAAGACAUGACUGAAGAAGAGAAAAAGCUAGCAGAAAUUGCCCAUAAACUAAAUUAACAGUUUAAAUUUAAAUGAUAUUUCUUUGAAUCUGAUAUUUUUUUCUUUGGCAUCUUAAUACUUUCUUUGUUUAUGAACUAACCAAAGUCACUUCUAUAUUUGUAUACUUCUAUAUUUUUAUACGUCUGUACUUUACUCGGACUACUUAUAGUAGCUAUUGUUUUUGUGGUCAAAGACUUCGAUAAUUUAGGAGAUUAUUUUUAGUGAUUGGCUUUAGAGGUAGCUUUACUGACUAUUCCGAUCAGAUAACUAAAAAAGCCUUUAUAGGGAUCAAAUAUACAUUGGAAAUAUUGUUCAUAUAAACUUCAAUGUAAAAGUGGAAUUUCAUUGAAUAAUUGUAAGUAUCAAUAACAAUAAACAUAUCUGCUAAUAUUUCUUUCUAACUCCAGGGAACUAGAGACUUGUAUUAAAUUAUUGUAAAUAUAAUUAUAUGUGAUAAUAGAUAAGGUUAGAAGGGUUUCUUAAAGAAAAUAAUUUAUUUUAAAGAAGUCAUGUAUUUUAUAAAUAAGGUUAAUUUUUUUUUUGGUGUUAUUAAACUAUAAAUAUUUAGACACAAAUAAAAAUCUGUGUUAAUAAAUUGAAGUCAGUGA
Danaus plexippus (monarch butterfly) is the source of this 1807-nucleotide messenger RNA. Its product is annotated as acyl-CoA Delta-9 desaturase-like. Gene Ontology annotation, biological process: unsaturated fatty acid biosynthetic process. Lineage: Eukaryota; Metazoa; Arthropoda; Insecta; Lepidoptera; Nymphalidae. Gene Ontology annotation, cellular component: endoplasmic reticulum membrane. The transcript has 8 exons. The record is from RefSeq and is a predicted model, not a curated record. Gene Ontology annotation, molecular function: iron ion binding; stearoyl-CoA 9-desaturase activity. Bases 114 to 1217 code for a protein of 367 amino acids.